Molecule: messenger RNA, 1766 nt
Organism: Aphanomyces invadans
Lineage: Eukaryota; Oomycota; Saprolegniomycetes; Saprolegniales; Verrucalvaceae
Exons: 3
Coding region: 23-823 (266 amino acids)
Biological process (GO): ubiquinone biosynthetic process
Cellular component (GO): mitochondrial inner membrane
Source: RefSeq, a predicted model, not a curated record
GAACGCGUAGUUCACAACCAUCAUGCGCGCGUCCAUGCUCCAAGGGCACUCCCGCCUGCCGCUGCGAUCUUCCAUCCUCCGUGCAUUCAUGGCGACCGCCUCGGUUCCAUCUGCCGCUGGCGAUCCGACGCGCCAUGUUUUGUAUAAGUCUCAUGUGCCCACAUCUCCAGUGCAGAAGAUUGUUGUCGCAGUGGGAUCAGCAGUCGCGGUGAUGGCGAACCCCGAGCGUGGAGACAUGCUCGCGGCGCUUGGCGAUGUCACGGGGGCAGUGGCAAUUCGAAACAUGCAUCUCAAGAUGUCAUCAGACCCUGUUGGGAUGCAAAUCCUGACGGAGAAGCCUCGGUUUCGGUCAAACGUCGUCGACAUCGACGCAUUGCGUGACCUUCCGCACAACACGUUCGGGUAUGCGUACACGCAAUUCAUGGAUGCGCACGGGUUUGAAGCGGAUGGUCGUGCAGAAGUCAAAUUUGUCGACGAUCCCGAGCUGGCCUACGUCAUGCAACGAUACCGCGAACUGCACGACUUUUGGCACGUUCUAUUCGGUCUACCCCCCACCGUAUUCUCCGAAAUCAUCCUCAAGUACGUCGAGCUAGUGCAAACGGGACUACCCGUGUGCACAUUGAGCGGCCUUGUCGGCCCUCUGCGACUCACUUCUCGCGAACGCUGUCAGCUGCUGUGCACAUACAUCCCAUGGGCUUACCGAGCAGGACACCAAGCGCCAUUCCUUAUGAACGUCUACUACGAGCACGAGUUCCACACCCCACUCGACGAACUCCGCGCCCGACUGCGCAUAUUGCUCCCCCCCGCCGUCGCCGAACACUAGCGCGUCCAGCUUGGUAGCGAGAAAUUCGCUGGGAAAGCCCUGUUCACAUCUUGAGAAUGCUGUGGCAUGACUCAAGGGAUAAUGCCGAACGAACCAUGCACAAAGCGGCACUAGUCUACUUUACACCGAAACAUUAUGCUCUGGGUGAGCAAUGCGAUAGAUCUUUGCCUUGAUAACGUCGUCCAUGGCGCAGUCCUCAGGGAGUCGGGCUACCGUGGCCGCUUGGAUGCCUUUCGCCACGUAAUCUUGAAUUAUGUCAAAAGACAAGCCCGCCGCUGUCAACUCGCGCUGCAACAUUUCGUGGGAUACGUCGGCGCGGGGAAUAUGGCAGAGGUAGAACGCCCCAGAUGCAGAUAGCCAAGUGUUGAUAGUUGCGAGAAGAAGGGUCACCAACUCGCUUUUGUACAGGACGUCGCCGGCAACAACAACAUCGAACUUGUCAACGCCAAAGCGUUCACGAAAGACACCAUUGGAGGACUCGUCGCCCCACCACAACGACGUCGUGCCAAUGGAGCCUGGGGAGUUUUGGCCGGUCGUGUUUUUGGACAAGUUGUUCUGGACGUUCCACGCGAGAAUGUCCUUGACUACAUCAGCAUCACCGUCCGUCGCGACCACAGACUUGGCCCCGACCAAGCGAGAGACUAGACUGACAAGGCCCGUGCCUGCUCCCAAUUCCAGCACGCGCUUGCGCGCGACGAUGUUAGGAUGCGCAUGCACGAACUCGGCGAGGAGGUACGAGCCUGGCCAAAUGCGUUGUCCGGAGAUCUCGGACGUCGUCUCGCGCAUUUCGGACAGCAUAGAGAGCGAGCCCGCAAGCGACAGCUCUUCCAUUUGUCGGAUCUGGAACGUUAGGUCCGUCCCAAUGCGGAUGGUUCCCACCGCAUACUCGACUUCUUCGCGCCAAUCUUCAUCGUCCGAGUUCGCCAUGGCAUUCAGUGGCAAC